Molecule: messenger RNA, 1946 nt
Organism: Zonotrichia albicollis (white-throated sparrow)
Lineage: Eukaryota; Metazoa; Chordata; Aves; Passeriformes; Passerellidae
Source: RefSeq, a predicted model, not a curated record
GCAUCAGGAAUCAGCUGCAGCUCCUCUUGCCAGGCUCCUGGAGGUGCAGGAUGACUCUGUUCGACGGCGUCUACCCCUUCUACCCGCAGCACAGGAAGGCUGCCGUGUUUGACAUCAGCACCAUCAUAGUCACCGUGGUGUUCCUCACGCUGGCUUGCUGCUUCCUGCUCAUCAUCCCGGGCAUCCGCGGCUCUGGGAGGCUGUACUGGACUCUCCGUGUUCUCCUCAGCCUCUUCGUGGGACUGGUGAUUGUCGUUGUGCAGUUCACAGGGGACUGGGAGCGUGGCUGGGUGCAGGCCAACACCUCCUACAAGUCCUUCAGCCCCGCGCAGGUGAGCGCUGACAUCGGGCUGCACAUCGGCCUGGCCGGGCUCAACGUCACGCUCAGGGGAAACCCGGUGCAGCAGAUCAACGAGACCAUCAACUACAACGAGCACUUUUCCUGGAGCUUUGGGGAGGAUUAUGAGCUCAGCUACAGCCAGGGGCUGCACAGGGGGCUGCCCAGCCCCAUCCUGUACGUGGCAGAGAAGUUCAGCGGGCAGAGCCCCUGCGGGGUGCACGGGCAGUACCGCAUCGCCGGGCACUACGCCUCAGCCAUGCUCUGGGUCGCCUUUUGCACGUGGAUCAUCUCCAACAUCCUGCUCUGCAUGCCCGCCCUGGUUUAUGGAGGAUACAUGCUCCUGGCCACAGGGGCCUUCAUGAUCUUCUCCCUGCUCUCCUUCUCCACCGUGAGGAACUCCCCGAUGUGCCCCAUCCAGAUUGGGAGCAGCACCCUGCACGUGGCCUAUGGGGGAUCCUUCUGGCUCAUGUUGGCAGUUGGCCUGCUCUGUUUGGUGGCUGGGACCACCGUCGUGGCAAUGCACCACCUCAACCUGGACCUGCUGAAAACUUUCUUUGAUCUCCGUGAGGACAAAGCAGAGGAGCACCAGGAGCUGCCUGAGGUGUUCAUCAACCCUCACUUUGUGAGCAAGAGCCAGUCUCCCUCUGAGCACACUGAAAUCAACAGUGUCUAGCAGAAAAUCCUCACUCUUCCCCUGAGGAUGGACCCAAAAGGGCAGAACAAAUCCUCCUUGAUGUCCCCAGAGAUGCAUUUCCCCAUCCAGCUGCCUUUGAACCCACUCUGGGAUGGGUCCUUGCUGGCAAGCCCUUCCCAGGCUGUGUCUCCUGUGAUCUGUGCCAGAGCAGCUCGCUGAGACUGGGGCUGCACACCCACCUGAGCACGCUGUCCCUGGAGGAAUCCAUGUCCUUCCUGCUCCAUUCUCCAAGGGUCUGUUCCCACUGACACUGAGAAACACUCAUGGCUCACAUUUCUGCCUGGGAGCACCUGCCACUCCAAAAGCCUGGGGUUAAACCUGCUCAUUUCUUCCCCAAACUUGACGUUUUUUGGUUUAGGUGUAUCCAGGAAAGCCAGGUAUGGAUCCAGCUUCUGCAGGAGCUGGAAUAAAAAGCCUGCUCCAGAAACAAACACUGAGUAAAUGUACCAUGGAGCCUGCUGAGGGGGAUGUGCUGAUUUGAUCCUUUUCACCUUCAAAUCUGGCCCUUAUUAGAUGAAAUUGUAGCCUAGUGUGGGCCAAAAGGAUGCCAUAGGAGAGGAAGGAGAGUGGGGAAUGAAUCCCUGUCCAGCUGGAGCACACUCAGACUGGCUGGGAUGGAGGGGAGGGAAGGAUUCCAUCCUUCUGCCCCACUCAGGUGAGACCCCACCUGCAGAGCUGCCCCAGCACAGGGAGGACACAGAGCUGCUGGGGAGCCCAGAGGAGACCACGGAGAUGCUCUGAGGGUGGAGCCCCUCUGCUCUGGAGCCAGGCUGGGAGAGUUGGGGGUGCUCACCUGGACAGAAGAAGGCUCCAGGGAAACCUCAGAGCCCCCUGCAGGGCCUGAAGGGGCUCCAGGAGAGCUGGAGAGGGACUGGGGACAAGGAAUGGAGGGAGAGGGUGAGGAGGAAUAAC